AUGCCUCAACAAACUCCCCGCCCCCAUGGACGACAACCAACAAAUCCCAACUGGAAACACGGGAAUAUUGCCUUUUUCAAGGACGUCGAUGAGUUCAACAGAACGGAGUACGACGCGUUGAUUAAGUCCGGUUACCUAAGGGAAAAGGCAACGAAACACCCGGUUAUCAUCCUCGAAUACACUGAGGAUUUGAAGUACUUCCUAGUCACCACCGUGUCAGCGUACGGCUCUGGGCCUUUGAACGGGAACCUUCCACCGUGGGAACAACCCUACCACUGUCGAAAGUGCCACGACCGGUUUCGAGCAUUUGCGGGUUCAAGGAAACCAAAAUCGGACCGAAAGCACCUCGAACUCGCGAAUGGUGAGCAGUUCCCCAAGCCGGAGACUUCUUGGGUAGACGCUGCCAACUGCUUCGUGGUCCCCGCGUCAACGCUUAAGUACUUCACCAAGGUCAAAAGCAGGUUGACUAUGACUCGGGAAAGUCUCGACGACCUCCUUAGUCACAUGAGGGAAAGCUGGAAGUUCGCGGAACGCUGGACACAUCCUGCAGUGGUCACAAUGAUGGGGAAUUCGGAACUUCGUUUGGCGCCUCGCAGCAAAAGCUCGCCGACAACAAAGCCGGCCACUUGCACAAUGCCAGCUACUUGCACAAUGCCAGCUACUUGCAUAGUGCCAGCUACUUGCAUAGUGCCAGCUACUUGCGCAGUGCCAGCUUCAAUCGUCUCCCCAUCCAAGCCUGGCAUGAUCACCAACUGUUCGAUUACCAGCCAGACGGCUCGAUGGUCUGACGUUGUUGCGAAAGGGCACCAAGCGAUAUGCCAGACGUAA
Messenger RNA from Hypoxylon fragiforme, 828 nucleotides. RefSeq lists its product as uncharacterized. The record is from RefSeq and is a predicted model, not a curated record. The coding region runs from base 1 to 828 and encodes 275 amino acids. NCBI's taxonomy places the organism in Eukaryota, Fungi, Ascomycota, Sordariomycetes, Xylariales, Hypoxylaceae. The transcript has a single exon.